This is a messenger RNA of Venturia canescens, 7636 nucleotides long. RefSeq names its product Collagen type IV alpha 1 (gene Col4a1). Gene Ontology annotation, molecular function: extracellular matrix structural constituent conferring tensile strength. The record is from RefSeq and is a predicted model, not a curated record. Gene Ontology annotation, biological process: extracellular matrix organization. Bases 1101 to 6947 code for a protein of 1948 amino acids. Gene Ontology annotation, cellular component: collagen trimer. Lineage: Eukaryota; Metazoa; Arthropoda; Insecta; Hymenoptera; Ichneumonidae. The transcript is spliced from 25 exons.
UUCUGCUUCUUCUACUUCUUCUUAUUCUCUCCACAACCUUCUGGCUCCUCCUCCCUUUUUCUCCUCCUCGUCUUUCACUGGCAACACUCGAAACGUUCUUGCGCCGCACCGUUCGAGGCUAAAAGAGCGCCAGUACUCGUUUGCACCGCGGAGGACGAGUUCUCGCUUAUUCCGAAACGAGGAGGAGGAGGAGGACUAUUCCUUUAACUGCGGUGGAUUCCCGACGGAAAAAACAGUGCAAGAAUAACAAGAAGAAGAAGAAGAAGAAGAAGAAGAAGAAGAAGAAGAAGUGUGCUUACGAUCUCGUGAAUUGGGGUAAAAAGGACAAAACGAGGGAAGGAGAAACCGGAAGAAUCAGAAGCUGGAGACCAAACUGGUGGAGGUCGUAGUACUGGUGGUCCCAUCCAGAGGAGUUUUGGUCGUGACGUUGGUGGUGGUGGUGCCGGUGGUGGUGGUGAUGCCGGUCGUGGUAGUGGUGGUUUGAGGACGGCAUUGGUGGUGGUGAUGCUGGUGGAGGAAAGAGGAAGAGGAACCAACAGAGGCAGCUUCGAGCGAGAGAACCACAGAGAAACGUCGACGAGACCAUCUCGUCGUCGGGCGAUCCUUUCGGCGGAGGAAUUCUAGCUGGCGUGGCUUCUCUCUUUUCUCUCUCUCUCUCUCGCCCUUUUUCCUCUCUUUCUCUCUCGUUCUCCCUGUCCGUUAAAUCCGUCUUUCUCUUCCUCUCUCUCUCUCUCUCCCUUCGUUGACCGCCUCCACCUACUAUCCCUCCGAGGUUCAUUCAGAGCCCUCCCUGGAUGGGACGGUUCACAUACGACUCUCCACGGUGCCGGCCGCGCGAUAUUUUCCGUGUUCUUCUCUCUUCGCGUUGAACCGCCAGUUUUCGUGGUAUCGCGUUACGAACUUAUUAUACCGUUAUUUAGCCGAGGGCCGUUCAAGUUUCCCGAGGAACCUACGCCCGGAGACGAAAAAACGGAGGUUUUCACAGCUGCGGAAAGUUCGACAAAAUAGGGUCUGCCGGGCUCUGCCUCGAGUGAGAGAGCAGCCCUUAGAUAGCGGCUUCUCUCACUACGUACAGGGGUGGAAAAGGGUGCAUCGGCGAGAUGACCCGGUCGGCGCUCCGAUUCGCCGCAUCCGUGGUCUGCCUGAUCGUCGUUGUAGCGGGGGAAUACAACCAUACGGCAGAUUUUGGUGAUUCAACGGGCAAACGUGGAGAUAUAACGCUACCAGAUGACGACCGAUACAAUCCGAACUAUGAUCGAGGAACCUUUGAUUACGAGGAUGAGUUAAGGCGAGAGGAGACGUCUGACGAGGAGAACCGAGCCGAGGAAAGUGGUCCGAACUCGCGGAGUUCGUUACAUCCUUACCGAAGAUACUUCGGACGCGUUCCUGCUUCCUCUGGUAGCGGAAGUUACGACGAACGACGCGAGGAUGAAGAUCCGCGGUACAGCAGUAGCCGGGGAUCGAGUUAUCCGUACGCGGGUAAUCAACGAGCCGGAUGGAACAGCAGUGACGACAGCUAUGGAAGAACCCGUGGAUCUUACGGAGGUUAUGGGAAUUCGGAAAAUUCAGGGAGUGCCGGCGGUGGAUAUUCCGACGGAAAUCGUGAUGGUUAUGCCGAUAGAGGUCGUGGUGGAUACUCGAGCAGCGGAGGACAAGGAGGUUAUAAUCCUCAACGACUAGGAUCAUCGUAUCCAGGCUACGAAGAAAAUCGAGGAAGCUACGAUCGUGGAUCGGAAAACUAUCCAAGCAGUUAUUCAGCGGUACCAGUACCGGGCGGUGGACCACCGAGAAAUUGCACCGGUGGUGGUUGCUGCGUGCCGAAGUGUUUCGCAGAAAAAGGAUCUCGGGGACCACCUGGUAUUCUUGGACCCGAAGGUCCCAAAGGCCAGCGAGGUUUUCCAGGAACUGAAGGUCUCUUAGGUCCAAAAGGUGAAAAAGGUGAUCCUGGUCCACAGGGGCCCCGAGGUUCGAAAGGUGACAGGGGUAAAAUGGGAAUGCCAGGAUUUCCCGGUAUCAACGGUGUACCGGGAGUCCAAGGUCCUCCGGGACUCGCAGGAUUGCCCGGGCGAGACGGUUGCAACGGUACAGACGGAGCUCCGGGUCGUCAUGGUAUACCUGGUGAACCGGGUCCUCGAGGUUUUCCAGGAGUUGCAGGCGGCAAAGGUGAUAAAGGCCAGCCUGCGUUCGCUGGUAACUUUAAUGUUGGACAGAAAGGAGAGCCCGGUAUAGACGGGGUUAGAGGACCGCCGGGUUCACCUGGAUUGCAAGGAGAAUUCGGUCGUCCGGGGCCGAAGGGUGAACGAGGAUAUCCGGGUGCGCCGGGUGCACCAGGGCUUAAAGGCAUCAAAGGUAACAUGGGUCUUGGAUUUGAAGGUUUGAAAGGAGAUAAAGGAGUGAAGGGUGAACCCGGACCUCCUGGAGUAAGCGUCCAGGAGCCGUUCGAAGGCACUGUAACGGACACCGGGCCACCGGGUGCACCGGGACAAAAAGGAGAUAAAGGUGAGAUGGGUCCUGAAGGAAUAAAAGGAGAAAUGGGAUUUCCUGGCGAUGCUGGAAUUCCCGGUAGCGCUGGAGGCAGAGGUGAAAAAGGACUUCCUGGUGCCCCUGGUAUACGUGGACGUGACGGGUUCUCUGGGCCCCCUGGUCCAGUCGGUCGUAAAGGUGAUCGUGGAAUGGAUGGCUUGGACGGUUUACCUGGGCGACCCGGUCGUAAAGGAGAACCUGGUCGAGACGGACCUGCGGGAGUGAGUGGACUUCGAGGACCUCCCGGGCCACCGGGCGGUGGCAAAGGAAGACCGGGGCCACCAGGACCGGAAGGACCCAGAGGUUAUCCUGGACCAGUCGGACCACGAGGUACGGAUGGCUAUCCAGGUGAUCCCGGCCCAAGAGGACCAAUUGGAUUGCAGGGAGGUCCAGGUCUACCUGGAAUACCAGGUGCCGAAGGAUUGCCAGGAGAAAAAGGAACCAAAGGAGAGCCCGGUCUUACAGGAUUCCCAGGUGAAGCUGGUCCCCGUGGUUUUGAUGGACCUCCAGGUCCUGCAGGGCCCCGAGGUCCUCAGGGAGAUAAAGGAUUUUCGAUAAUGGGACCAAAAGGAAUGGAUGGAUUACCAGGUCGAGAUGGUGAUAAGGGCCAAAAAGGAGAAAGAGGGUAUGCAGGAUCUCGGGGAAGACCCGGCGAUUCUCUCGGCGGAAUCCCCGGAUCCCCGGGACAACCAGGAUUACCAGGAGAAGUCGGUCCGGCUGGUAGAGAUGGCAUUCCUGGGGCACCUGGUGAGGUCGGUGAAAAAGGUGAAAUCGGCGGACGUUGUCAGGAUUGUUUGCCAGGUGUCCGUGGGGCUAAAGGUGAUCGAGGUUUGGAUGGUUCUCCUGGGCUUCAAGGCCCACGCGGACCGCCUGGAGAACGAGGUUAUCCCGGGGAAACCGGUGCGGAUGGACUUCCGGGUCUUCAAGGAGAUCCAGGAUUUUCGGGCAAAGAUGGAACACCCGGUAGCCCCGGUCCUCAGGGUGAACGUGGUCAGGACGCGAUCAUUUCGAGCAGUAUGUUGCAACGAGAAAAGGGUGACAAGGGCAUUAGAGGUGAGCCGGGACGGCCAGGUCCACCAGGUCCACUGGGUCCCCCGGGCGAUAAAGGUCGUGCAGGUUAUGAAGGUUUUCCCGGUCUUAAAGGAAGCCCGGGUGAUCGAGGAUUCCCCGGUCUCGAUGGACAACCCGGAAGGCCGGGUACCCCCGGACGCAAAGGAGAAGCCGGUUUGAGUAUCAAAGGAGAACCGGGUCCUUUUGGUGCACCAGGAAAACCUGGUGUCAAAGGUGAUCCCGGAUAUUAUGGAGAAAAAGGAGAACCAGGUCAUUGCCCGCCGUUGAACUUGACAGCAGCAGAGUACAAGGGCGAUCGAGGCUCACCCGGAGAAAAGGGUGAACCCGGGCCUCCUGGAUACGAUGGGCUACCUGGGGAUAUGGGAUUGCAAGGAAUUUCCGGACCCCCUGGUCCGCCCGGCGCGAUAGGUGCUCCGGGUCCGGUUGGCGCAAGAGGAUUACCAGGACCUCGUGGGGAAAAAGGAAAUACGGGGCCAAUGGGAUUCCCAGGAGAACAAGGUCCUGAUGGACUUCGCGGACCUGCUGGUUAUCCGGGAGUAAAGGGUGAUAAAGGUGAAGCUGGUAUUUCGAUGAAGGGACUUCAAGGUUUGACAGGGCCACCGGGCGAAAAAGGCGAGCAAGGACUUCCGGGACCACCCGGAAAAGACGGUGCACCCGGAGAAGAUGGAUUGCCUGGAUUCCCCGGUGACAAAGGUGAUAUCGGUCAGCCAGGAAUCAGUGGUUUGCCAGGCGCACCUGGGGACAAAGGAGAUACUGGACCAAUCGGACCACAGGGACCUCCGGGAAUCCCCGGUACAGCUGGAUUCGAUGGAACCAAAGGAGAACCCGGUUUACCUGGUGAACCAGGUAGAAUGGGGGUGCCAGGUUUUCCCGGGGUUAAAGGUGAACGCGGAGAAACGGGAAUAGAUGGCCCCAAAGGAUAUCCUGGACGACGUGGUGCUCCCGGCGUUCCUGGCCGACCUGGCGUCCCAGGAGCACCUGGAUUCAAGGGUGAACGGGGUGACAAAGGUGACAUCGGUUUCCUUGGAAUGCCAGGAAUGGAUGGCAAGCCAGGACGACCGGGAGCGCCCGGCCCUAAAGGAGAUCGAGGUUUCAUCGGCGAACCUGGCUUGCCAGGCCUGCAGGGUCUCGACGGACCCAAGGGAGACCGCGGACCAGACGGAUUACCGGGAAGAAAAGGAGAGCCUGGUGAAGUUUCGGAAAAAGGACAGAAAGGUGAACCUGGAAUGCCAGGCAUUCGAGGACCUCAAGGUCCACCUGGUCGCGAUGGCCUGGAUGGUGAAAAAGGAGAAAUCGGCAGACCGGGCUAUGCUCGAGAUGGACAACCUGGAGUGAAAGGAGAACCUGGAACUCCAGGUAUCGACGGUUUACCUGGUUUUCCGGGUGAAAAAGGUGACGAGGGAGUUCGAGGAUUCCCUGGACUGAAAGGCAACAUGGGGCUGCCUGGACCACUCGGAGAACCUGGAAAACCGGGUUUGGAUGGCCUCCCUGGUCUACCUGGAGAUAUUGGACCUCGAGGUCCUUCUGGUUUCCCCGGUCUCGACGGUGAUAAUGGACCCCCUGGACAACCUGGGUUGGAAGGUGUCAAAGGAGAUCGUGGACCGCAAGGUGGAGAAGGUAUUCCGGGUGCUACUGGACCUCCUGGAGAUAAAGGAGACCGAGGCCCGCCAGGUCCGACGGUUAAUGUGAAAGGUGAAAAGGGCGAACCGGGUAUUCCAGGUUUGGAUGGAGUUGAGGGAACGAAGGGUGACAUUGGCUUCCCAGGUCCCCCUGGUUUCGAUGGACAGAAAGGUGAAAGGGGAUUCCCUGGCCCAGCUGGAAAUCCGGGACCGUCGGGACGUCCUGGCCCUAAAGGAGAGCAGGGACUUCCGGGCUUGCAAGGCGUUCCAGGACUUACGGUUAAGGGCGAGAAAGGUCUUCCAGGAUUAUUAGGAAAACAUGGUCGUGAUGGGUUACCUGGAUUAGCUGGUGAAAAGGGUGAAACUGGAUUACCAGGGUUGCCAGGACCAAAGGGAGAUGCUGGUCCAUGGGGACCUACCGGACCGCAAGGAGAGAAGGGUGAACCUGGACCAAUCGGUAUCGAAGGUCCACCGGGUCGUGACGGUACACCAGGAUUCGAAGGUCAACCUGGUGAAACAGGACCCAGAGGUCCCAAAGGAGAUCGUGGUGCCCCCGGUUUGUUUGGUGCUCCAGGGCAGAAGGGAGAUCGUGGUCUGACUGGACCGUCCGGGUUGGAUGGAAUCCCUGGUGAGAAAGGUGACCGUGGUUUCGACGGCCAACCUGGUUUCCCCGGCGUUCCUGGCGAGAAAGGAGAUAGAGGGUAUCCGGGUGGAGUUGGGCUUAUGGGAGCUGUGGGUUACGUUGGUCCGAAGGGAGAAAGGGGAGACGACUGUGUGGAGCCACCGAUGGGACCGAAAGGCGAUCGCGGUUAUCCAGGUCCGCCUGGACCUCCAGGGCUACCUGGCGAAAAAGGGGUUUCGGGAGCUCCUGGCUUCCCAGGAUCUAACGGCCGCAAGGGUGACAUAGGAUUGAUAGGACCCCCCGGCCCUCCCGGCCCGGUUGGCUUGGUUGGUCUCGAUGGUCCACCGGGAUUACCAGGACUCCAAGGUCCACCAGGUGUACCAGGUCCCAAGGGAGAAGCGGGAGCACCUUGCGAACAACCAUCCGACUACUUGACUGGUAUUCUUCUAGUUAAACACAGUCAAAGUCAGUCUGUGCCAGUUUGUGAACCGGGGCAUAUAAAACUCUGGGACGGAUACAGUCUUCUUUACACCGAUGGGGACGAGAGGGCGCAUUCGCAGGAUCUAGGUUACGCCGGCUCGUGCGUAAGAAAAUUCUCGACGAUGCCUUUCCUAUUCUGCGAUGUGAACAACGUCUGCCACUACGCCAGUCGAAACGAUCGCUCCUAUUGGCUGUCGACCAAUAGCCCGAUACCGAUGAUGCCAGUCGAAGAGACAGCCAUUGAAGAAUACAUUUCCAGGUGCGUCGUUUGUGAAGUUCCCGCGAAUGUAUUGGCUGUUCACAGUCAGUCACUUAACAUUCCGGACUGUCCCAACGGAUGGUCAGGACUAUGGAUAGGAUACAGUUUUGUCAUGCACACCGGAGCCGGCUCUCAGGGUGGUGGCCAAUCGUUAUCGAGCACGGGCUCAUGUCUCGAAGAUUUCCGUGCUACGCCGUUCAUUGAAUGCAACGGCGCCAAAGGACACUGCCAUUAUUAUGCAAACGAAUUCAGCUUCUGGAUGGCAACGAUAGAGGACAGACAGCAGUUCCAGAGGCCUGAAAAAACGACUCUCAAAGCUGGUGCCCUGAGGUCUCGAAUUAGUCGUUGUCAAGUUUGUAUAAAGAACACGUAAAUUUGUAAACAAUUUUCUAUGCAUAUAUAUAUAUGAAAAUAUUUGAUAAUUAAAAAAUCUGCUAAAAACAUGAAAAUCCGUACGUCAACGAGGUGAAUGUGUGAAGAAAAGUACUCGAUAGGUUAACGAAAAGUCGAUAAAUGUAUAAGAAAAAAUAACAUGAACGGGAAAAUCGAUAAUUUUGUUAACGCGUAUUCCGUGCAACAGCUUUUACAACCGAAUUCUUACGCUCGAUAAUUACGAAAAAAUCAUUCAAGGUUUUCUUUACUUCCAAGUUAAUGAAUCAAACGAAAUGCCCACUUUUUAUCCGGCUGCCAAAAAAUUUCGUCUUUUUCUCAUUAACUCAUUUUCUCUCCUCAUAGUAUUUUCUUGUCAAAUUCCGCCACAUUAUUCGUCUCCCGCUCUAAGUCUUUCCUUUUUUAAUCUUCGUUUCAACACCUUAUACGCAAAAACCCAAGUGCCUAGCCGUUACUACUUAGCAUGUAAAAAUAAUAUAUAUUUAUAUCAUAAAUUUGUACCAAGUUAAGUUUCUAUCAUCGAACUACCACGGACACUGCCCAUAUCCAAUAUGGCACAUUUACAUAUUGUAUAUUAAUCCAAACGACUUUUAGCCUGGUAAUCGUGUGACACCAAAUAUUUAAAUACAUAGAUAUUUUGCUACAUAGCCAAUAAAAUUAUAUACCAUUGUA